UUAUUGUUUGUUGCCAAAGUACAUUGACAUUAAAUAAUGCACGCAAAGCGUGACAAAGUCAAGUGCCAUCUCUCUCACCAUGUUGUCAACUCUACACUCUACACUGCCCUACACGCCUCUACUGAGUAGAGUCUUGCCUAUGUUCAGUGCAGUCAGUUCGUAUCGUUGAUGCUCUUCCUUUAGUUUGGACUUCGUCAGUGGUAAGUAAGCGCGAGGCAGAUAUUUCCUGCCGUGAUUUAGAACAGAACCAUUGAGAUUAGAAUCAGUAUUCUAAGCCUCAUCUCAACAAGUCAAUGAAAAAUGGAAACCUCGAGAAGAAAAUCGUAUAAUGUGGACCUCGACUUCUAAGCUUUGACAUUUGGAACUUGCACAUCUUGAAAUGUAGAUCUCAACAUGAGGAACCUCGCAUCUGAGUUCCAUAUAUUAUGAAAGUAAAUACCACAACAGAGUCAGAGACAACAACUGAAAAAGGGACCUCAGGAAAGUGUCAAGAGACUACAGAAAACGGCAUCAUCUUUGACGAAACCUCAAGUGGUAAUGAAGUAACAACACAAUGUCCUUCUGGCUAUACAGGUUAUGUCAAGAAGAAAUGCACAAAACAAGCCGUCUGGGAAGAUGGUCAGUUUUCGAACUGCACUCGUAAUAUUUUGGACACUCUGUUCAGCUCGCUCAAUGGUACUUUGAAUCAGGACUCACUCCUGAACAUUUCAAAGACUUUGCAAGAAACAUUCAAGGAUGUUGGACAAACUAUUUUGUCUGGAGAUAUUAAAAAUGUGGUGAAUAUCUUCAGAGAUCUUGUAGAUAAGACGAAGUUAUUUAAAUUAACUGUGCCAAAGGUUGUGGUUGAGGUAUUAACCGCUACGAUCGACAAUUUGUUAGCAGCCAGUAAUUCUUCAUGGACAGAAAUCUCCACGGAUGGCAAUCAAGAUGAUACGGGAGCUGAGAUGAUUCACUCACUAGAAAGCUUCACACAGUCAUUUCUUCAAACUGACCAGCAUUCAUUCUCUGAUAUCUCUGUCAGAAAAGACAAUAUUGUUCUGGAGAUAAAGCAGACAACCAGUGAUAGUAUUCAUUAUCCAGAUCCUACAAACAAUGAAGGAGGAAAACUACAAGAAAGUAAAAAUGAAAUUCUCUUUUCUCAACCUGCAAAGGAAAACAUGAAAUAUUCAAUAUUAGAAUUCAAAGGCAUGACAAGCAAAUUUCAAACAGUCAAAAUAAACAAAGAUUUUGAUUAUGGAGACUCAGCAUCCGCUUCCAAGACUAUACUUUUGAACUCAGAUGUGAUCUCAUUCUCCCUGGAACCUAAGCGACAGGUUGAUGCUUUGAAAUCAAAUCCGUUAAGACUGACAUUUCAAAUAACAAAUCACACACUGUAUAGACAAUUUUGUGUGUUUAUGACCAAAGACCUUUCCUGGUCAACUAGUGGCUGUACAACUAAGAGAACACAGGCCAACCAAGUGCAAUGUACCUGCACACAUCUGUCCACCUUUGCCGUGCUUAUGUCUCCUGAUGUUAAUGAAAUAACUACUGAAGCCACAGCAAAAGUCCAAAAUUGUAAAGAAGUAAUAGAAAACGGCGUUAUAUUUAAAGACACUCAGCCUGGAAAAAGUGUCACUGCACAGUGCCCAGAAGACUAUGACGGAAACUCUAUAAAGAAAUGUAGUAUCCAAGGGAAAUGGGAAAAAACCAACAACAACCUUUGUGUACCAAAAGUACUUCAGAAAGUUUCACAAGAAGCUGAAAAUCUAACGUACUUGAGCACACCAAAAGAAAUAGAGAAUAUGACUGCAACUGUAGCCAAUGUUUACAAAGAAAACAAAACAAUUAUAUCUGGAGACAUUCGAAAGGUUGUAGACAUUUUCGCUAAAAUAGGUGCAGCCACAACCCAAUACAAGAUAGAUGUAACAAAUACUACUGUUCAAAACAUUACAGUGACUAUUGAUAAACUGCUGUCUACAAAUGAGAAUGAUUGGAAAGUUGUGUCCCUUGAAGAUGAUGUUAGUGCCAAGUUGCUAUUGUCAGUGGAGAAUAUCACUAAGAGUGUGCUAGAUUCUAACACCAAUGUGACUGAGAUUAGUCUGAAUAAAGACAAUAUUGCUGUUGAAAUCAAGCAAAAAACUGUGAAUGAAAUAAUUUAUCCAGAUCCCAAAAAAUCACAAGAGGAAAGACGCAAUAUUACAGAGAAUAAAAUUCAAUUAUCCCAAGAAACAUCAGAAACAUUGAAAUAUUCAAUUAUAAUCUACAAAAACGUCACAGAGAAAUUUACUAUUAAGAAUUUCAUUGAUGACAAAGUUGACAAAGACCAGAACAACAAACAACCUACCAGUAAAUUUCUGAAUUCAGAUGUAAUAUCUUUCUCGGUGGAACCUGAACCUAAAUCUUUACAGACCAACCCUUUGAUUUUAACAUUCAAGAUAAGAAACACUACAGGUGUUAGACAUGUCUGUGCAUAUCUGACCAAUGACAGCUCCUGGGCAACAGAUGGUUGUGACACAAAGGUCAACAAAGAAAAUGUCACCUGCACUUGUACUCAUCUUACCAACUUUGCCGUACUGAUGUCCCCACAUGCUGUUAAGGACACUCAUAGGGAAGUCUUGCGUUUCAUUUCUGCAGUUGGUAUAGUGAUAUCUCUUAUUGGUUUAGCUGUAACCAUAGCAGUAUAUGGAAUCAUGUGGAGGUAUGUGAAGAGUGACAGGUCUGUGCUACAUGUCAAUCUUAGUGUAGCUUUGUUCCUUGGAUACACAGUGUUCCUUGUUGGAAUAGACAGGACACAUGACUUUAUAACUUGUGCCAUUAUUGCUGGGUCAUUACAUUUUUUAUUUCUGGUUGUCUUCUUCGUCAUGUUGGCUCAGGGUUUACUGAUUCUCAAGUCAGUCACUACAGUGUCGUCAACGUCUAUUCUCAAGUUUUUAUUUAUUUUGAUGUAUGGUGGCCCCUUGCUUGUUGUUGUUCUAUCAGUAGCCAUCACACAGGGAGAAGGCUAUGGUACCAAAUAUGUUUGCUGGUUAGAUAAUAGUAAGGGAUUGAUAUGGGCUUUUGCUGGACCAGCUUUCUUGGUUUUAGUGUCCAAUGUUGUCAUUCUUAUUCAUGUGUUGCGUGUCAUGCAAAGUUCACGGAGAAUGAUGGAUAAAGAUUUAAAAAAGAAAACAAUGUCAGUGUUCCGUUCAAUUAGUAUUCUGACUCCAAUACUGGGUAUAACUUGGUUAUUUGGUAUCUUGUCAAUCAGUAUUGAUAAUGUUCUCUUCCAGUAUUUGUUUGCUAUAAGUAAUUCACUACAGGGACUUUUCAUAUUUAUUUGCCAAUGUGUGCUACAAUAUCAGGUGCGAGAUGGUUUUAGGUCAAUGAUAAGGAAAUAUCGAGCAACAACAUCCUUUGACUCCAGUUCUAAAGGAGCCAGUUCUUGUCAGGAUAAAGGUUACUCUGAGAGUUUAUUACAGACAACAGAGCCAUCCAACUUCUUUGAGAAUGCAACUUAUGAUUCUACUGUUGUUACGUCAGAAAAUCAGCUGUGACAGCCAAUCACUGAUUUCUAUUCUACUAGAACACCUACAGAUUCAAGACAUUUUAUUGCAUUUUGAAAGCAUCUCGAGUAUUUUUGUAUUUCUUUUAUUAGUUGAAUUCAAUAUAUUUUAUUUAAAAAAAACAAAAAAACUUGUAUAUAUUUGUGUUAUGUGUGCACAGCUAAACUUUAAUCAAACUAUUUUUUUCAUUGUCUUAUUUUUUUUUAUUCACUAAAAUAUUUUGAACUAGUACUAAGGUUUUGAUGAAUACCUUUUAGUACAAUCUGUAGUCCCUCCCCUCCAAAAAUAUCAUUAUAGUGACAAAAUGUUUAAGUAUCUUUUUUUGUAAUGUUUAGAUAUUUCUUUGUUCUACCUCACAUUCACCUUCUCUAUUCUUUCUUUGUUCUACCUCACAUUCACCUUCUCUAUUCUUUCUUUGUUCUACCUCACAUUCACCUUCUCUAUUCUUUCUUUGUUCUACCUCACAUUCACCUUCUCUAUUCUUUCUUUGUUCUACCUCACAUUCACCUUCUCUAUUCUUUCUUUGUUCUACCUCACAUUCACCUUCUCUAUUCUUUCUUUGUUCUACCUCACAUUCACCUUCUCUAUUCUUUCUUUCUUCCCAUUUCUUUACUCACUUUCUUUCUCCUGAAAUGCUCUUGUGUCAAAUAUUUGGCCAAUUGGCCUCCAUGUUUCCUUAUUGAACUGUUAUAACUGUUAGUUGUACUAUUGUUAAAACAUCUAACUUUUGUUGUGUCCCUAAUCAAAACUUAAGGUGGGAGGUGUGGUCGAGAGGCUAAGUACACUUGAACUUGGCUUGGCUACCUAUGAAGGGGUCUCAAGGUUCGACACCCGACUCGAGCAGAGUUGUGUUUACUGAGCUCCUAAAGGCAGCACGCAAAGACUUUUCCCAGAUACACCCCCACUGUCCACAAAUAAGAUUGGACCAUAGCGCUCUGAGCAUGCUAUAAGCAUGAAAGGAGCGCUAUAUAAAAGCUAUAAUUAACUUAUUGAUAUCUUUGUGUGUAAUAUAUAGCUCAUACCAUUCUAUUAUAUAUUGUAAGUCUUAUUGACACCAUAAUCUCCUGAUUAUUGUCCUGUGUGUCUGUUCCCUUGAACUUGCACUUUCAACUAGUCAGGUCUUUGUUGACCUUAGAAAAGCUAACAGAAAACAAAAAAUAUUUUCUUGGUCUUGCUGACAUUGUACAAUCUGUAACUAGAAAUGAUGAAAGAUAUAGAGAUUAUAUUAACUCCUAUUGUCCUAUUGAAGAAUUCAGUCUUUAUCCACAAAACAUU
This is a messenger RNA of Biomphalaria glabrata, 4796 nucleotides long. Its product is annotated as adhesion G protein-coupled receptor L2-like. NCBI's taxonomy places the organism in Eukaryota, Metazoa, Mollusca, Gastropoda, Planorbidae. The record is from RefSeq and is a predicted model, not a curated record. Gene Ontology annotation, molecular function: G protein-coupled receptor activity. Gene Ontology annotation, biological process: negative regulation of angiogenesis; cell surface receptor signaling pathway; G protein-coupled receptor signaling pathway. The transcript has 33 exons. Bases 426 to 3512 code for a protein of 1028 amino acids. Gene Ontology annotation, cellular component: membrane.